CUCUCACCACCUCACCACACUGCCUAUCAUCAUCACCAACUUUGACGCCCCUUCAGUUUCGCUCAUUUGGCAAGCUGUUUCAGACGGCGUGCUGCAAUAUGAACCGGAGAUCCGUGUGACCAGUGAAGCUUCUUUGACUUCAUCUUCAGGCAACUUCAUUUCCUCCAGCUGCAAUUGCCCUGGUUUGACAGGCAGGUCCCGGUCUAGACUCACUGGUGACUAGUGACUGUUUCUGCACUGCGCUCCACCUUUUAUUCCCCGUAGCCCCGGAUCUUCUUCUUUCCUCUCGCGCGCGACUUUUUCGCGAUUCCUCCUUUGCUCUCGUUCGUGUUCAAUCUGCUAUACGAUGGAGCCAGCCAAUGAGGCCGCCCUCAAGGGCCCUCCCACAAGGGGAUGGAAAACGUGGACUUUCAAGAAGAAGCUCCUUAUCAUCGGAGGAAUCAUUGGAUUUAUCAUCGCCCUGGGUAUUGGUCUUGGAGUCGGACUGGGUGUUGGAUUGGGCGGCGGAGGGGGAGGAGAGGAAGAGGGAGGAGGCGGGGAGACGACGCCGCCCAGUUCAGGCAAUUACACCACAGCCAAAUGGCAGCCCGCCGUCGGCACAAGUUGGCAGAUUGAAUUGCUCUAUUCCUUGAACGACACCUCUGUCGAUGUGGAUGUUUACGACAUUGACCUGUUCAACAAUAACAAGUCUGUAAUUAACGAUCUGCAAAAGGCAGGCCGUAAAGUCAUCUGCUACUUCUCCGCCGGCAGCUACGAGAAUUGGCGUCCGGAUAAGGACAAGUUCAACUCGGAUGAUCUGGGCAGCAACCUGGACGGAUGGCCCGGCGAGAAAUGGAUCAACAUCAGCUCCCCUCGCAUUCGCAAUAUCAUGCUCACGCGCCUGGACCUGGCUCAGAACAAGAGUUGCGACGGGGUGGACCCGGAUAAUGUUGACGGAUACGACAAUGAUAACGGGCUGGAUCUGACGGAGGCCGAUUCAAUCAGCUACAUGAACUGGAUGGCCAAUGAGGCGCAUGCGCGCAACAUGUCCAUUGGAUUGAAGAACGCGGGGGCAAUCAUCUCGUCGGUCAUCAAGAACAUGCAAUGGAGCGUCAAUGAGCAAUGCGCGCAAUACGAUGAGUGUGACACCUACGCGGCCUUCAUCAAGGCAGGGAAGCCCGUCUUCCACAUCGAAUACCCCAAGGGUGACGACACCAACAACAACCUGUCAGUGACCUCGAGUGAGAAGACCAAGGCGUGCAACGCCACCGACUCGGGCAAUUUCUCCACGGUGAUCAAGAACAUGGACCUGGACAAUUGGAUCGAGAUGUGCUAGCAGGGCCGUUUUCAGAUGAAUAGAAUGUAGGGACUGGAAUUCGUCACACAAGCAAGGGCGCAGGGAGUUUUGAUAACGAUAUCUAUUGUACUGUAAAUGAUUGCUACUAUUAUCUACUAUGAUGUAAUCCAGCAUUCGUCUAGAAAGUUUAUGAUUGAUCGUCACUUGUCAUAUGCACCACCCACACCUUCUCCCUGGAAUACCUACCUACCUGCUUGCUGUCAUUGAC
Aspergillus costaricaensis CBS 115574 is the source of this 1544-nucleotide messenger RNA. RefSeq names its product endo alpha-1,4 polygalactosaminidase. NCBI's taxonomy places the organism in Eukaryota, Fungi, Ascomycota, Eurotiomycetes, Eurotiales, Aspergillaceae. The coding region runs from base 347 to 1315 and encodes 322 amino acids. The record is from RefSeq and is a predicted model, not a curated record. The transcript has a single exon.